Messenger RNA from Salvia miltiorrhiza (redroot sage), 602 nucleotides. RefSeq lists its product as uncharacterized. The transcript has a single exon. The record is from RefSeq and is a predicted model, not a curated record. The coding region runs from base 45 to 602 and encodes 185 amino acids. NCBI's taxonomy places the organism in Eukaryota, Viridiplantae, Streptophyta, Magnoliopsida, Lamiales, Lamiaceae.
CCAGCGGCGCCUCCUCGUCGCCACCUCCCUCACUCCCCGGCGAUAUGGUUGUGGCAUUAGGUCCGGGAAAGUUCUACGGCAGCAGCCUGCCGCGGCCGCGCUUCUACACCGACGUCAAAUUCAACGAAGAGAGGGUGGAUCCGCCGCCCUCCGUCACGGAUCCGCUCAUGGCGUGGGCGGAGGAGGCGCACUGGUCCAUGGGCGGCCUCAACGUCAAGCGCCACCGCCUCCAGGGCCGCAUCGAGGGCAACGUCGAGAGCCUCCGCGUGCAGCGGGAGCAGAUCUUCAAGAGAUCCCCAAUUCCGAAUAAAUCCGUCAAAAAACCGGCCGCCUCUCGCCGCCAGGAGGACGAGAUCGAUAAGACUCCCUCCCCACCGCGCGCUCCGGUGGCGAUUAAGCGGCGCCGGGUGGUCGGAUUGCUGGACGAGGACGAGGAAGAGGAGGUGGUGGCGGCGAAGAGAGGCCGCGGUGGUGGAAGAUUGGGGCUGCGGUGGUGGCUGCCGCGGUGGUGGAAGAUUGGGGCUGCGGUGGUGGAAGAUUGGGGCUGCGGUGGUGGCUGCCGCGGUGGUGGAAGAGAAAGGGGGAAAAGAAGAAAUUGGUGA